GUUUGGCGCCUCCUAUCCUAUCAGAUAGAUGCCAUUCGUCAGAACCGCUCCCGUGAAGAGCUGCCAAUAAAAAGAAGAGGAAAAGGCUUUCGUUUGCGUGUACCGAGGCAAAACCGAAUCGCAUUGUCUUUGCUUUGCUUUUCUUAAGUUAAGCAAAACGGUACGCUCUCACCUUCAGGAUUUCAAGAUGGGAACUAUGUUUGUGGCGGGAAUUUUGUUUCUUCUUAUUUUGGGAGGAUUAAUUUCCAUUGCUUCGAUGUGGAAUAGUGUCAAUGCUAUGUUUGGUGUAAUAGGAUGGGUUAUAGUGGUAGUAUACACAGCUAACGUAUUGACUCGAUGGGUAUUAUCAAUUAUUCCGAAGUUGAAAGUCUGUCCAGCUGAGAAAGCAGUCCUCAUCACUGGUUGUGAUACAGGGUUUGGAUUGGAUCUCGCUAAGCGUCUGCAUGCUGCUGGAUUUACUGUUUAUGCUUGUUGUUUAUCGUUAGAUAGUGAUGGGGCGAAGGAGCUAGAGCAGAUGUCUGUGAAGGUUUUACCUUUGGACGUUACUCAAUACGACCAGGUGCAUUCUCUUGUUCGUAAAGUAGAAGAAGAGCUAGGAGAUAAAGAUCUGUGGUGUGUAGUCAACAAUGCUGGCGUAGCAAUUUUCUCAGAGCUAGAAUGGUGCAGUAUGUCCGUUAUUGAGCAUAUGUUCGAUGUGAACGUGCUAGGAGCUGUUCGUGUAACUAAAGCUUUCUUGCCGCUUCUCAGACGCUCAAAGGGAAGGGUAGUUAUUGUCGCUAGCGUUGCAGGUCAUUUGACGUAUCCAGGUUUCUUAUCAUAUUCUAUGACUAAGCAUGCCUUAGUUUCAUUCGCUGAUGGCUUGCGUAGAGAAAUGUUAAAGUGGGGCGUUAGUGUAGUUUCUAUUGAGCCAUCUAUGUAUAAAACGAAAAUUUCACAAUCUGAUGUUCUUACGGGUGCUUUGGAUAACUCUUGGGAAAAAACACCAGAAGCCAUAAAAGAAGCUUAUGGAUUUCCUUACUAUCAAGAUUUUAAGGUUCGCAUGCAAAAGAUGGCUUUGCAUGCCCGACCGUAUCUGGACGAAGUAGUCGACUGCAUGGAGGUAGCCGUAGUUAGCGUGUGGCCGAAAAUUAGUUAUCGGUGCUCUGGACCUGCGGACAAAAUCCGACUAUGGUUCAUGUCCUUGUUACCCACUCAGCUGCUAGAUAUACUCAUAUGUCAGAUUAUACAACCUAAUCACAGACAGUUGUCUGGUGGGCAAAAGAAUGGGAAAUCUUCAUAAUAAAACUGUAAUAAAGAUGUACAAAUUAAUUUCAUAGCAAAGUACGUAUAUAUGCUGAAUUUCGUUGGAGUGUAGGCCAAAACACAACGUGGUGAAGAAUAUAUAGAAUUUUGUUUGAUCUUAUUCGGCAGUUCUCUUUUAACUGUGGAAGUAUUUUAUUUUAAAAUAAUAUAUUUUUACUUAUUAGUAUGAGCAAAUCAUUAGGCAGAGUUGUAAUAUCUCAUUAGUUUAAAAUUUGAAUGGUUAAUUAAUUAUUUGCUAUUUUAUUUCUUUAAGAAAACUUAGCUGCAAGGGCAAUCAACUCAUCAACAUUUUAAAAAUGUGUAAAACAGCUACAGUGUGCUGUUCUGCGAAACAUAUGUUCAUAUACUUUUAUCAAUCGUUAUAAAGUUAAUUGAAUAUAUUUAUUUUGAAAUAAACAAUUUUCAUAUGUGU
Stegodyphus dumicola is the source of this 1714-nucleotide messenger RNA. RefSeq names its product 17-beta-hydroxysteroid dehydrogenase type 6-like. The record is from RefSeq and is a predicted model, not a curated record. Lineage: Eukaryota; Metazoa; Arthropoda; Arachnida; Araneae; Eresidae. Gene Ontology annotation, cellular component: intracellular membrane-bounded organelle. Gene Ontology annotation, molecular function: oxidoreductase activity. Gene Ontology annotation, biological process: steroid metabolic process.